AUGGAUGGCUCCCCUACGAAGGAGCGGAUGAGCCGGUCGGCAGGCGACACGACCCAAGCGCACAGCGAUAAGAAGCAACGCUCCUCGUCAUCCUUCGCCAAUCUGCCAAGGCCAGAGGGUUUGUCGUUGGCGGCAAGCAAGAAGUGGGAGAAGGAACGCGAGAAAGAGGCCAAAAAGAUCAAGAAGAAAGAGGAGAAGGACAGGAGAAGGAGGUCAAAGAGCGAAAAGAAGAAAAAGAAGAAGGACAAGGCAACCGCCACCAAUGCCACCACCAGCGACCAGCCGCCCUUUGCGCUGCAGCCUCCCGCCAGCUUCCAGGGCGAUGGGUGGAGCUGUUCGGCCUGCACGUACUGGAACGCCUCGAACGCUGUGAUCUGUGAGAUCUGCACCUCGGUCCGCAUCCGGGCCAUCAACAUCUCCGGCCCCUUGCCGACUCCUUCAGAUCGCCAACAGCCCUGCUCGAUGUGGAAGGCCUGCCGAGUGUUCGGUCCCGCCAGCUUGGCGGGCACUCCUGAUCGGGGCAGCGCGGUGUCGUCGAGGACUCGGCGACGAAGCAAGGAGGACAAGAAGGGCGCGAAGGGCCACCGGCGGAUGCCGACGGUCGACCGGCAGGAGAACGACGACUUCUGGGUGCCCGAGGCCGAAGAGGAGAGCGACGCCGAUGACGCCGACGACGAUCGGACGAUCGUUGUCGACCGGGAGCAGUUCAAGAAGCUGAGCCGCAGCGACAACUCGCUGGCGGUCGGCCACGACGACGACGACGAGGUGCUGCGCCCCGACAUCAGGGAGGAGAUCGACCGGCGCGAGAAGGAGCUCGAGGCCAAGCGCUGCGCCGAGGAGGCGCGGCGCAAGAAGGAGGAGGAGGACAGCAUUCCGCUCGAGCUCGAGCUGAUCGAGACGACCGAGUUCUACUGCACGCACGACCACUGGGAGGACGAGCUCUACAGCGACGAGGAGGACUCGUCCGACCCCGUCGACGAUCUGCUCGAGGCCGCCUUCGAUGAUCGCGGGAGCAAGCAGUAUGAGUAUUAUUCGGAAGACGGCGCGACGACGUCGACCACCACCACCUCCUCCUCCCUGCGGUCGUCGGCCAACACCAGCUCGCAGCAGAGGCGGGGCCGGAGCAGCAGUUCGGGCAGGGACGAGGAGGCAGAGCCGCUGGUGCAGGCGGCAGCUGUUGACAACUACGAGGAGGUGGCGUCGACGCAAGUGCUGAUAGAGACGCCAAGUACGCCUCAGCGCUACAGUGACAGCCGGCUGCGCACCGACUCGGCGGGGAUCGUGGACGUGUACGAGCUGGUCGCGGAGACCACCGCGAAGCCGCCGGCCGCCCGCGACAAGGUCGCGUCGUCCGGGUACCUCGAUGACGAGAAUGAGGGCGAAGACGAAGGCGAAGCGGAGAGGAGGGACCGGCAGCAGGGCUACACCGUCGUGAACGGGCGCCAGCACCUCAUGGAAAGCAGGGGCGGCAAGAGCGACCACUAUUGCUACGACGGUGACGGCAACGAUUCGAGCAGCAGCAGAAGCAGCAGCAGCGCCGCCGCAGCAAAUCGCAAGGGCAAGCAGAGGGAGGCCGAACUCGUUCGCGAGCAGUACAAGGCCGCCAUUCCUAGGGAAGAGCCGGCGGCGGCGGCAGGCGGGUGCCUCGACGAGGAGGAGCUGAUGGCGCAACUUCUCGCCGCCGACGACAAUCCGAUUCCCGCCGUUGGGAGCGGGAAGCGCCCAGAGGUAACGACACCGCCCAAGCGAAGCCAAAAGAUGAAGACGAAGAAGAAAGAAAAGGGGGAGAAGCACAACAGCAAGAGCAAGCAGCAGGUCAAGCAGCAUUACAAGCCUACGCAGGAGGACAACUACCUCGAGGACGUGGUGGAGGCGGUCGACUGCCUGCGCGCCGAGAAGAAGAGCAAGAAGGCGCAGCUCAGAGACAGCCUCUACUACACGGACGAUGACGGUGGCAACGGCGGCGACAGCAGCGAAAGCGAGACGGAGAGCGAGACGGAAAGCGAAAGCGAAAGCGACGACGACAGCGACUCAGUAGACACCUACGCUGCGGAGGAUGAUGACGACAGGGCCGUCGCUACCGGUGGCGGCGUGCAGGACUCGGGGGACCGACGAGCGCGCGAGGUCGCCGAUGAAGAGGAGGAGCUCUUUCGUCUCGCCCUGCUGCGAACGAGCGGAGAAGACGGGAAGGAGCUGAGCGCCAACAAGGAUAGCUCUGGCACUGCAGCUGCGACCCGUCGGGUCUCGUCGCCGCCGGCGGUGGUGGUCUCGACGCAUCACACGCAGCUCGAUGCUACUACCGCGCCUGCCAAUCCGCCCCUGUCGCCGAUCAACCCCGCCAAGCUGGCCUACGCCGCGCUAGCCUCCAUGUCGCCCACCACGUCGAGCAGGCUGCGCGCGACCGACUCGGAGGACGAGACCGCGCGGUCGACCAGGUCUCUAUCCGCCCCGGCCGCACGUCGCGGCGGGGACCAUUCGGUCGGCGGCAGCGGCAGCACCAGCACCAGCAUCAGCAGCAGCACCAGCGUUAUCCCGUCUCGCAUGCGGAGCACCACACAGUCGCUCAUGUUGUUCGCCGACAUGCGUUUCCCCGAGCACUCGCGGAAGAUGGCCGUCAUGUCCAAGAAGAGCGACCAGUAUCUUCACGAUAUGGUCACCAGGUGCCAGGCCCUGUUCCCCAUCGUCGCAACGCAUCUGGUGCGGAUCCAGUCCGUGUACGAACACAGGCAGAAACUGCAGCGGUUUGUGGGGAUGCUGCUCGAGAGCCAGGAGAGCAGAAAGGACUCCAGCGAAAGCGUUCGCAUAGGCCAGAAGAACCUGAUUCCUCGCCUUCAGCGAGCCAUCCGCCUCGCCCGACGGGCCAAUUUCCUCCUCUACGGCGACGUCGGGAGCACCAUGCGAUUCAUUGGCACAGUCUACACGUCGGCCGAGCUCGCCGUCCGCGCCAACGAUUCGCUCUUUCAGAUGACCUGCGACUACCUGUACACGCUGAUCUCGACGGAGGAGUUGGCCGCGAUCUAUCGCGGGGCGAUGCUGCGCUCCUCCUCGACGAGCAAGUCGUCGUGCCACGUCGCCAUUUGUUCGUUUGCCAGAGCGCGGCAUCAGCUCCGGCUUUCCACCAUCGAACUGAAGCGGGCCAACGACUUCCUCAAGCGCACCAUUACUCAGCGAUCCGUAUUGGAUGUGCUCCAAUCGAGCGCUCUAUCGCUCGUGCAGGCGACGAGGCAGAUGUUGGUGCAAUUCAAGCAGGAGCAACAAGAAGAAGACGGCGUUGGCGGGCUGCCGCGCAGCAACGGCCCUCACACUCCGCGAACCGCCGCGACCGUGAAGGACGAGCGACGCCACCAGGUCGAGCGGCUCGAGAACGCCGUCCGCAGCGUCGAGUCCCGGCUGUGCGUAGAAGAGGACAGAGGCGCCGAGCGCAACUGGAACAAGGAAUUCCAAGACAUUCUAGGCACAGGUCAGCAAGCGGACAAGUUGUGCACGCUGGCGAAGGACUUUGUGGCGGCGGCCAAGAUGUACGGCAAGAUCAUCAUUUCGGAGGUGUUCCUGCCCUACAAGCAGAAGACCAUCAAGCCCAUCAGUAUUGGUGGCGUGGCGGGCGGCGAGAAGUACAUCCACCGCGGCAUCCUCUUCAAGUUCGCCAUGGACUGGGAGGGGCUCUACGGCGGCGAUGAGUACAGCGCCAAGGUGGCCUCGCACGAGCUUAAGGGUCUCGCUCGCUACUUCUCGUGUGCCGUGCGCGGACUUCACUUUCCCUUGAUGGCCCUUAUCGACUAUCGUGGUUUCCGCCUUACGGCUUCGUCCAUUCUACCGAUCUCGCACGCCGACACGCUCGUUUACGGAAGCUGCGAUAUGGGCGCCACGGUCAAAGACGACAACAAGGUCCUGAGCAAGCUCAUGGAGAAGGCCGGUCGCCAGAUGAACAUCAAAGGCCAUCUCGCGGGAAAGAAUGGCGACGCAUUCCUCUACGCGCCCACCGACAUUGAGGGCCACCUGGGCCGCGAUCGCCGCUUCUAUGUGCUUGACUUUGCUCGCACGUUUCCCCCGGCCACGCCCAACAUCCAAACCCACCCUCGGGGCUUCCUGUACCAGCUCCUCCGCCCCGAGUUCGUCUUCGCCUAUCAUAAGCCCCUGUCCAGUGAUGCGUUCAUGGUGUUCGGCAAGAAGAGCAACGCUACGGACAACCCCGAAAUCCGCGAGGCCACCAAUCACCUCCUCAACACGGUCAUCCCGGGGUUUGCCAACUGGCUGGAGCGCCAUUUUGAGGAGGACGACGAGCGGGUACUGACGUCGACGCUGAGCGUGCUCCUGCACAGAGAGGGCAUCAACAACCGAUAUCUGGGCGUUGUCCGCAUCCACUGCCGCAACCCGCGCCUUCGCCACUUCUUGCUUCGGGAGAUGAUCGCGCGAGUGGUCAAGAACAUCAUGCGCGCAGAGAUGCGCGACAAGACCAAGAACGUGCACUGGCAGCGGAUGGCCCAGGCGCCCUCCUCAUCGCAGCCUCGCAUCGAACUCGGACCUGCGGAAGAGGAUCACAAUCAGGAGACCAGCUUCGCCAUGGUGGUCGCACGAUUCUUCAACGUCGUCAUCGGACUCGAAGGCGAGCGAUCAAAGGAGUUCUGGGACGUCCAGAUGAGGGAAAAGCUGGAGCACUCGUUUCCAGAGGCCGAGCUGUCGCAAGUGCCGAUCAGGCUCUCGUCAGCCGACUUCCUGCCGCUCUUUGAACGGAUCCAGCAGCUGGGCGGCAUCCGCCUCUCCAAGCAGGUCCUCAAGGAGCUCGAGGAGACCCCCGAGAAGGUCAUCUUUGCCUAUCCCGACAUCACCAAGCUCCGGUCGCGCGUAACGCACAUGAACAUCGUCGAAGAGUCGGAAGCGCUGUCGAUGAAGCUCACAGCGCUGAAGACGGACAACACGCACCUCGCUCUCCGCAUGCUGCGGUACUCACGGGACCACUACGAGGCCGCCGUGCGCGCCUCAACCGACAAUCCCAAGACACUCUACCGCUUGGCCGACGUGCUCAAGGAGUUGGCCAAGAGAGAGCCGGGUCCGCCACAGCUCAAGAUCGAACUGGGAGAUUCGAGCAUCGAAAGAUUCCAGGCUGCCUACUCGCUCAACCGGUCCGACGAGAAGGUAAACGGACUGGACUGUGACGUGAUGCCAGAGGUGAUCUAUCAAACGGGCAACGUCGCAUGCGAGCUGGGCGAGACCAUCCGGAGCGCUCACUUUUAUGUCAAGGCGAGGGAGUGCUUCGUUACCGCGCUCAAGCUCGGUUCACAACCCCACUACGAAAAGGAGGUGACCGAAAAGGCGCUGGCCCUCAUGGAAAAGGCCGAAACGAACUUGAGUGUGGUGGACUUUGAAGGCGCGUUCCAGCUGUUCCGAGCCGUGCUGACUGUGCGACCCGACGACGUGCUCAUUCUCUUCCUCUGCGCCGAGAUCUGCUUCUCGUGGGCUCGCACGCUCGGGGAUUCCAAAGACGGCACCAGCCCGCCCUACAAGAAAGCAAUCAAGUAUUACCAAAAGGUGGUGGACAUUGCGCGCAAGACAAACAAGACCGCCUCCCCGAGCACUGAGGAGCGCAGACAGCCUCACACACAAUCUGACGUUUCGAGUAAGCGACCACGACUGCCGUUCCUGAACGAAUUGGAGGGCAUGAGCCAUGUGCUCACGUCGACCUCGGAGAGCUACGAGAAGUUCCUCAACAACAUAAUCGGCAAGGAAAACAGCAACAACUUCUACCCGAAGAAGAGCUCCAGCGAGAAGUUCCGGUCCAGCCUCGCCGCCCGCGGCAUCGGUGGCGGCAUGCACAUGAUGCUCUCGAGCCUCAGCGACCACCACCAUCACCGCCACCACUCGAGCGGCAGCAGCGAGGACUCGCCGGCGUCGUCGCCCUCACCACGGGGCUGGAGCAGUGGUCGCCGCACCUGGCACCGCAAAGAGAAGAAGGACAAGGAAAGGGAAAAGGAAAAGGACCUGAAGAAGACCCGCAAGCACAGCAAGAAGGAGGGCCACCACGUCGAGGAGCUGACGACUACGGCUGCCGCAGCUGAAUCGCCGCCGUCGUUCGGCCGCCGGCUCUCGCUCAAGCUGCCACGGUCGCCGCGCGGCAGCGCCACCACCGAACACGCGGAGGGUACCGGCGGCGAGAGCCCAGAGAUGAAGCACGCCAACUCGGCGCCGCAGUUGCUCCCGAUACCGACGCCGACGUCGACGCCCGGGCACGGGCCGCCGACGACCGCAUCGUCGCCCACGCCGGGGCACCACUCGCACCACCUGGUGAGCAAGCUGUUCUCGAGCACACGACGGUUCUCGUCGGCGGGCAAGAAGGAGGCGAUGGCCGCCAAGGCCGAUAAGUGGGGCACGGGCGACUACACCACGGCCCUGCACCCGGGCGGCCUGGCCGAUGCGGCCGAGGCCGAGCGCAAGAAAAAGGAGGCCGAGGACCUCCGCAAGAAGGAGGAAAAGGACCGAGAGGACAAGCGACAACAAGAGCGGGAGAGAGAACGACUCCGCCUGGCGCUCUACAACGAUCUCACCCGCAGCUUCCCCGGACUGGGCAUGUUCUGGCUACGCAUGGGGCACAUGCUCGUGGAGCACGUGCACGAGGCCAUGCUGACGCACGACCUGCAGCCCAGCCAGGAGAAGGAGUUCCUGGACCAGGCCGCGGGACACUACGCCAAGGCCCUUACGCUGAACCCCAACUACGUGGGCAUCCUCCAGCAGGACUACGACUCCUUGUACAUCACCGACGACGGCGAUCCCAGGACGGAAGCGCCGCCGGGCGCGAUCGAGGCUCUGUACCGGCCGAUGCGCGACAUCCUGCAGGUGGCGCAGACCUCGUCCAUCCUGCAGGUUGAGCUCGGCAACGCGUGCUCCAAGCUUCAGAUGCGCAAGCUCUUCCUGGCGCCCGUCGCCCCACAGAUAUCGGACCCCACCCUCACCGCCAUCAUCAAGGGGCGCAAGGCCCACAGUGCUAAGUCCACUGACACGACGCCUGGCGCUGUCGAUCGACCGAUCGAUCGAGCAGGCGGCAGUGGCGGCGCUCCGCUGGCGCUCGAGGAGUUGUCGCUGUCGUGCUGCGCGCAAGUGUCCGGCACUUGCCUGGAACGCCUGGCGCCGUACCUUGCCACCACGCUCACGACCCUACGCCUCAAGGGUCUCACGGAAGGGCCGACGCAACAAUACUGCAACCUGAUCAAGUCCUGCAAGAAGCUGCAGCAGCUUUCGAUGCCCCACUGCUGCUAUCAGGACACCUACAAGCCCCUGCAGAUCCUCUACUCGCACUGCCGCAAUCUCACCUCCCUGGACUUCGGUUCGUUUGUGGACCAAUUCCUGUCUGCGUGCAAGCGUCUGCGUCGUCUCCGACUGCCGUGUCUCACCCCCUACGCCGUAAAGAAGUCGAGCAAGCGAAGGGCCGAGGACGGUGAUGUGGGGAAGCAGCCGAUCGAGGGCGGCGGCAUUUCGUACUCGGACGAGGUGCUCAAGAAAUGGGCGCACAAGUAUUCCACUUCAUUCGCCCAACUCGAGGAGCUGCACAUGGACGGAUACAGCAACCUCACCUACUCGAGCAUGCUGCCGUUGGUCGAAACGUUCAAAUCGCUGCGCGUGCUCCACCUCGAGAAUAACCGAGGAUUGGAUGACCGGUGUCUGAUCAGGCUCACUUCGCACUGCACGUCGCUAACCACCCUUCACCUGGCACACUGCGUAAAUAUCGGGGAUGCCUCGCUGGCUGUCGUUGCGCGGACCUGUCCGCAGCUGAGCAUACUCAACGUCGCCUUGACCAAGAUCGGAGGUGGCGGAGUCGAAGCGAUCGCGCAGCACUGCCGUCAGCUGCGGGAGCUGUCGUUGGGGUGCCCCUUCCGGCUGCGCGACGACGUGCUCAAGAACCUCAUCUACAACUCCUUCGACAACCUCAAGAGGCUAGCGCUCUUCCGCGCCGCCAAGGCUCAGCUCAAGUACUCCAUCAACGCUGCUCGCACCAAGGGCAUCCAGGUGGAGUUUGAUCGCAAUACGAUGCUGCCGGCGUACGUGGCCAAGAAGUGCCCCGAGGCCCGAAAGCAGGAGCUCAAGCGCAUCAUCCGCCGCAUCUUCUCCGAAGACAUCGCCGAACAGGCCGGCGCCCUCCGCUUACUGGCCUACGAGUUUUUCGUACCAUUCGACUCAACCAAAGCAGAGGACAACAAGCGCUACUUUGCCAAGCUGGGCGGCAUUCCGCGCCUGUUGAAGCUCAUGGGACCGGGCAACCACCACGAGGUGCGCAUCAAGGCCACCAAGGCCGUCUGGAACUUCGCCAGUACCGAAGAACUGCAGCGGCUCUUGCUCGGCGAAGGCGUGCUGGGGCCGAUCACCGAUUCCCUGCAAGCGGUGAUUCCUGAGCUGCAGGAGGCCAGCGCUGGCGCCCUGUGGCCCUACUUGGAAUUUGAGGACGUGGGCGAGAAGGCGCUGGAGUUGGGCGUGGUGGAGGCGCUCCUGCCCAUCAUGAACACGGCCAAGGUGCAGCCGCGCUGGCACAUGCUCGGCUGCCUCGUUUCCAUCGCCGAGAACGGUCCGUAUCUGUCGGCGGUCACGUUGGGCUUCCUCUCGCUGGACAGCUUCAUGGAGGACGACCUCAUCGACGACGGCGCCCUCGAAAAGAUCGAAAACUUCAUGUUCGAGACCAAAUCGCCCGACGCCAUCGCCCGCAGCGAGGACUCAGUGACCAACGACCAGGGAGUGAAGUGGAAGUUCAUCCGGCCGUUCCUGCGGCUCACGUACUCGCGACACCCACCGGUGCAGCGGCUGGGCGCGUUCGCCCUGGCGGUCCUCUCCAAACGACCUGUCAAUGUGAAGACGAUGGUGGAGGAGGGACUGCUGGGCCGGCUGGUGUGUCUGUCGUGGUCGCACGACUCGCGUCUGCGCAACCUCAUCGGCAUCACCCUCAAGGCCAUCUACGACCGCUACGACGCCACCAUCGGCAAGUCGAUAUCGAUCGUGCCCACGCUCGAGCAGAUCUCCAUUCACACCAUUCAGCACGACGGUAACUUGUGCGGGCUGAGCGCGUGGCUGUCGACGCCGGAGGGGGUGAAGAUGCCCGAGGCUCUCCGGCAGCGGAUGGAGGUCAAGGUGCUCCUGGCCAGCCGACAGAACCUCGAGAAGAAGGUCGUGUACCGCGGCGGCCCUCUCUCAUGA
Messenger RNA from Acanthamoeba castellanii str. Neff, 9171 nucleotides. RefSeq lists its product as uncharacterized. The record is from RefSeq and is a predicted model, not a curated record. Gene Ontology annotation, cellular component: cytoplasm. Gene Ontology annotation, biological process: intracellular distribution of mitochondria. Lineage: Eukaryota; Discosea; Longamoebia; Acanthamoebidae. Bases 1 to 9171 code for a protein of 3056 amino acids. Gene Ontology annotation, molecular function: mRNA binding; protein binding. The transcript is spliced from 48 exons.